This is a messenger RNA of Williopsis jadinii, 1870 nucleotides long. Its product is annotated as serine/threonine-protein kinase. The transcript has a single exon. Lineage: Eukaryota; Fungi; Ascomycota; Saccharomycetes; Phaffomycetales; Wickerhamomycetaceae. The record is from RefSeq and is a predicted model, not a curated record. Gene Ontology annotation, molecular function: protein serine/threonine kinase activity; ATP binding. Gene Ontology annotation, biological process: peptidyl-serine phosphorylation; autophagy. The coding region runs from base 371 to 1813 and encodes 480 amino acids. Gene Ontology annotation, cellular component: cytoplasm.
UUAUAACAGGUUAUAACACAUUAUAACACAUUAUAACAGAUAAGAAAACACGUCAACAGUUGGGCGCGAGAAAAUGGACGUGUUGACUUCCCAAAACGGAAGUGCCAAGUUGUAAAUGUGUAUAUCCGUGUUGUGGAUAUUUUGUUGAUGUUUUUUCAUACAAAUUUGUUCUAAAACAAGAACCAAAAGGGAACGGAAAAGGCCUGAAAAGGGGGGAAACAACUUGUGAAACUCUUCAUAGACGAUCUUCGCGUUCAGUGAGAUUACAACAGUUUCGUCACUGACUUUCAUCCGGCUUCAACGCUGAUCUACGAGCGUAUACGCAGCAAGAGACCCACCAUCACCAGACCGGUAUCACAAGACCUUCGAAAUGGUACCAGAGAACGUACCUGAUAGCAUCCCAACGGUACGAGAUGUUAAUCUCACAAAGGAUAUAGCAAGUGGCGAUAAGUUUCUCAACGAGUAUAAGCUGCUUUCUAAACUGGGUAAUGGACAUAAUGGUAAGGUGUACCUGGUACAGAGCCCUACAGAUGAGUCACAGUAUGCGAUCAAGGAGAUAUCCAAAGUGACAAAGUUGAGCAUAACCAAUAAGGAUCCAAAGGCACAGCUGAAUAAGAUCAACAAUGAGAUCGAUAUAAUGAAGAUCAUACGGAAACAUCCAAAGAUUGUGAGGUUGUACAAAGUGCUGGAUGAUAAGAGUUUGAACAAGGUGUUCUUAGUGCUGGAGUACUGCUCACAGGGCGAGUUGAUGUUUGGCGCCACUCAUAACUAUACGAUACAGCGUAUACGCUCCAUCCUGAGAGACACGGUGCUUGGCUUGGAAUACUUACAUGGUUUGGGAAUCAUUCAUAGAGAUAUUAAACCCUCAAAUCUGCUGAUGGAUUCUUCAAACUGUGUGAAGAUUAGCGAUUUUGGCGUUAGUUUGAAUAAGAAGGCUCUCAACAACGUUUCCAAGGCUAAGACGUUUGGCACUCCGGCUUUCCUAGCACCAGAGCUAUGUAACGGUUGUACCAAUGACAAGCAGAACGACAAUCUUGACUUCAAAGUGGACAUUUGGGCACUAGGAAUAACGAUCUACUGUCUAUGGUUCCAUGAAUUACCAUUCAAUGGGACAAAUGAGUACGAGCUCUUUCACCAAAUAACGAAUAAUUCGGUCGCUCUUCCCAAACCACAGUCACAUGAAGAGUACCAACUGUUUGAUCUGCUUGCCAAAGCACUAGAGAAGAAUCCACACAAAAGAAUAGAUACAAUAGAAUUGAAGAUGCACCCAUUCUUGACACAGGAUUUGGAGCAACGGUCAUCCAUAGAGUUCUUGAGGUUUAACGAAUCCUAUCUGGACCCUCCAAAGCUGAAUAAUAAUGUUUCCAGAACAGGGUCGAUUCAGAGGAAGUUUAAGUCAAUAUUCAACCAUAGGAGGAAAUCGUCUGCUUCAGCUCAGGAGAGACCAACACUGUCUCCCAGUUUACAGCCCAAGUCAAUGGAGCAUGGUAAGCUUCCACCAAUACCGUCAACUGCUUCACUGCACAAUGGUUUGCAAAGACCACCGAUGGGAAUGUCUUCUUCUUCAAACUCUUUAAACUUGAACUCAUUAUUGAGGUCAAAACGAGAUGUCCCCGAUUACUUAGAUGGAACAACGUAUUUCCACGUUUUGGAUUCAGAUGAUGAUAGCUCAAGUGACGAAGACACAGACGAUGAGGGCAACGAUAACGAUGGAUUAUACAACGAUGAGGACACGCUGAGCUUACGUAUCGGGCCCAAGAGAGGUAAUAGCGCUCUCACUGUGAGGACCAUGAAUGACUACUUAGAUAUAUGAAACAUGUUGAAGCUUAUUAAUAUUAAUAUCUCUAAUAGAAUGCUAUCACAACCCUUU